Lucilia cuprina (Australian sheep blowfly) is the source of this 2021-nucleotide messenger RNA. RefSeq names its product WD repeat-containing protein 43. The transcript has 8 exons. Gene Ontology annotation, biological process: maturation of SSU-rRNA from tricistronic rRNA transcript (SSU-rRNA, 5.8S rRNA, LSU-rRNA). Bases 38 to 1936 code for a protein of 632 amino acids. Gene Ontology annotation, molecular function: protein binding. Gene Ontology annotation, cellular component: nucleolus. The record is from RefSeq and is a predicted model, not a curated record. NCBI's taxonomy places the organism in Eukaryota, Metazoa, Arthropoda, Insecta, Diptera, Calliphoridae.
UAAAAAACACACAAAAUUCUCACUCACACUCAGAGAGAUGGCUUUAGGAAUACAGCACGUGUUGGGGUUUUCACCCAAUGGUAAACUAUUUGCCCUCAUCAAUGACCAAGGUAUCCUAAGGAUCUGGGAUACCGAUACUAAUGAAUUAAAACAAGAAUAUACCCCAAAUUUACAUUUGUCUGGACCCUGCUCAGCUUUGGUAUGGAUAUCGGUGGCAGCCACUUCCGCAGCAACACAAGACAAAAAGAAAAAGGCUAGAAAAUCUUCAAAUGUCAAAGAAUCUUUGUAUAUAGCUUUGGGCACCAGCAAAGGACAAGUCUCUUUAUAUUCCUAUAAUGAAGCCAAGAUCGAACGCAAUCUUAAGGGUGAAGGACACAGUGGAAAAAUUACUUCUAUUAUUAGCGAUACACAAGGCAGACUUUUCACCUGUGGCGAAGAUUGUCAGGUAGUGAUAUGGUCUAUAGCUGAGGAGAAACAAUUGGCCAAUUGGUCGGUAGGACCAGAAAAACCCUUUAGCAUAAACUAUAUGCCAGUUUCCAAUACAUUGGUAGUGGGUUCUCGUACCGUUAAAGUAUACUCGGUGGAAACUCAAGAAUUAGUGCAAACCUUUACUGGUCACACCUCCGAAAUCAAUUUUAUGGAAUCGUUUGUAUUUGGCGAUAAAAUAGAAUAUGCCUUGACCACCUCACGCAUGGAACGCAUUAUUUGUUUGUGGAAAAUUGGCAAAAAAGGUAGAAAUAAGGCUGCCGCUUGUACUUUACUAAUGGAAGAUAUAGCACAUUGUCUGUCGUGUCAAAUGGAAGAGGAGGGUAAACUAAAAGUGUCCAGUGUAACACGUAGUGGUGUUAUACAUGUUUAUGUCAUAGAUUUAGAAAGCAUUAAAGCCGAUAAACCGAUCAAACCUAAACUUACCAUAAGCAUUGCCUCCGACAGUGCCACCGUUAUAGAACCUAUAUCUGCUGUGGCCUCCUCCCUCAAACAUGCUGCCAAACCGGGUGAACUACUCUUUGCCUAUGGCGAUAAACAUUUUAUGGUCUUCGAACAGUUAAAACCAAAUUUCAGUGAAAAACUACAAGUUUUGGUGCGUAAAGAUCCCAAAAGUUUAUUAAAAGCUAAAAUGGGCGGUAAAGGUGAUAAAACCUCCUCGGAUGCUGCUUUAAAAAUCCUUACACCCAUUAUCAAUAACAAUGAUGUAGAUUAUAAGUCAGCCUUAACAGUUUCAAAGAAAAAAAUCAAAUCCUUAGAUAUGCCAAUGGAAUCAAGGCUGCAAAAUUUGAAUUUAAAUGCUCCCGACGGAAAGGUGGUGCCUCAGUCUCAAAGUAAGGUACAACUGCUGGUACAAUCGCUGCACAGUAAAGAUGCUGAACUUUUGCGUUCCGUUUUAUUUACAAAAGAUAUGCAAACCAUACAGCUUACCUUGCAAAAACUACCCGUGCAAUAUGUGGGCACACUGGUCAAUGAAUUGACAUUGUUAAUGCAACAGAAACAUGCCAACGUUGAAUUUGCCAUGAAUUGGUUAAAGGUUUUGGCCCAAACUCAUUCCAGUCAAUUGAUGGCUUUGGGAGCCGAUGAUUUACUUAAUAAAUUUGGUCCCUGCAUUGGUAUAAUUGAACAUCGUGCAAAUUGCCUAAAGGAAUUGUCAAAACUUAAUGGUCGACUUCAAUUGUUGGUCAGUCAAAUAAAACGCAAUACCCAGGAGGAAGACAAUCUUAAAAGUGAUAAUGUUUUAGUAUUCGAAGACAAUGAUGAUUCCUCAAAUUCCGAUUUGGAUGAUGCCAUUAACAAAUCUUCCUCAGAUGAUGAAUGGGAAGAAGGAGCUGAGAAUGAUGAUGGUGAUGAUGACGAUGAUGAAGAAGAGGAACAAGAAAAUGGUGAUGAAAAUAUGGAGGAAGACGACGACGAAGAUGAUGAUGAUGAUGAAGAUAUGAAAAUGUAAAGCAGUUUGUUUUUUUGUCUUUCAUCGUUUGUUAAGUUAAGUUUUGCAAAUAAUAAAAAUACAUUUAUUGUAAGUACAAUUAUGA